This is a messenger RNA of Drosophila guanche, 2456 nucleotides long. RefSeq lists its product as uncharacterized. The record is from RefSeq and is a predicted model, not a curated record. NCBI's taxonomy places the organism in Eukaryota, Metazoa, Arthropoda, Insecta, Diptera, Drosophilidae. The transcript is spliced from 2 exons. Gene Ontology annotation, cellular component: cytoplasm. Gene Ontology annotation, biological process: cell surface receptor protein tyrosine kinase signaling pathway. The coding region runs from base 376 to 1797 and encodes 473 amino acids.
UGCUGCUUAGCAGAGAGCUGUGCUGCUGCUCACAAUUGCGUGAUUAAACAAAGCAUGGGAAAAGUCGCAAAAGUAAAGUUUUAAUAUUCUUCCCACAAAUCAGGUAAAAAAUAACAACAAUUGGCCUAUGGCAUAACGCAUAAUAGGCAGUGGACUCAGCUGGAAAGCUUGCAGAAAAGCCAAGCCACCGUAUUACGCCCCUAAAGCUGGUCAGCAGCAAGUGGGUCGUGAGUGCUGUGGUGGGUGGGUGAGGUGUGGUUCUGUCCCCAAGGAGUGUUAUCUACUUGCGUAGGCUCUCUCUGAUGCCCGCUGCGAUAAGACCCGGACCUGGAGCCGGAGCCGUAAGCAGGCUGAUCAACCCAUCCCGGAACCGCCAUGGGCUGCAUCACCAGCACCAACAAGCUGAAUGAGCUGCGUCACGACAACGUGUUUCGCGUGCGGGUGGCGCACCUGCAGCCCAGUCCCGGCACGCCCAUCAUCCGCAGCGGUUACCUCGAACUGACGCCGCGUGAAUUGAUCUUCCUGACGCCCGGUUGCGAACCGAUUGUGUGGGCCCUGCAGCACCUACGUCGCUACGGUCUUAAUGCGGACCUCUUCUCCUUCGAGGCUGGGCGCCGCUGCAUGUCCGGGCCAGGCAUAUACACGUUUCGUGUGCACAAUGCCGACCAGCUUUAUCCGAUGUUCCAGCGCUACAUCAAUGCGGUCAACACGGACGCCUUUGCCCAAGGGGAACGCGAGAGAAUGAACUCGGCCCACUCGGUGUCCGUGCUGAUGGGGCGCACGGAUGCGAAUCCACACAGCAACAACUAUUUGGAGCCAGCACCGAUAAUCGGCCGGAACCUUGGAAGCUCGCUGACAGAAUCCGCCAAUGCCAAUGUCUCCUUCCAGAUGACAAUGCAGGUGCCGACUGAGACCACAGCACAGCUCGAGGAUUCCCAAAGUCUGCACUCGCCCGUGCUGCCCUUCUCGACAUACGCCAAUGCCCAGACCAAUGUUUAUCUCGACCAGCCACUGAGGGCUAUACCAGAUUGCUGCAAAGAUGGAGGAGCCACCUCGGGUGGCUUUCCCGCCAGCAAGGAAACGCCGCCCAGCAGGCUGAGCAUGCGCCGCCGCACAUUGGAUAUGCCACCGCUGGAGACGGCGCCACCACCAGCUCCUGUCACUCCCAUUGAGGGUUUGCACAUGUAUGCCAAUGUGGAGACGCCCGUCUUCGACCAAAGCGCGGAGCGUUGCUAUGAGAAUGUGAACCGCUUGGAGCUGCCGCUGCCGCCCCGUGAGGUUAGCCGCGACUCCUCGGAACCUGCCACGCCCACCAGUCUGGCGGGCAACUUUAGUGGUGUAAACUAUAUAGUCCUAGAUCUGGAUCAGCCGCGCAGCCCCAUCAGCCAGUGCUCACCCAGGUUGUAUAAUGGCUUUGGCAGCGGUCUCUCGCUGGUCACUGUGACCACUGCCGAAUCUUUGGCACAUGCCAAAACAGCACCAGUUACGCCCGAGGCGAUCUCCGUGCUGGAUGUGCCAAUUCCUCCACCACAGUCCCAUAGCCUGAACAGCGUGUCCAGUGCAGCGGCUCCCACGGAUAUGGUAGACACUUCCGCGGGCAAGCAGACAAGCAAAGCAGCUGUAGAAUCAUCCACGACACAGGGCUACUCCACGAUUGACUUUAUUCGCACCUAUGCGCUAAACAAGUCAUCGACGGAGUUGCCGGAGCUGCGCCGUCAUCCGCCGCACGAAGCCGAGGAGUUGAGGAUAACGCGGCACAGCAAAUGCAUCCGGAAAGCCUACUCAAUCAGCGAAUGAGCAGCAGGAAAGGCAGGAAAGGCAGGCACGGGCACAACGAAUUUUAUCAAAGCCAAGCCAAAGGGGAAAAGGGAGGGAUUUGUUUCUCCCUGGGCAGGCACUACCCCAAGGUAUGGAGUGGUGGUGUCCCACUCUCUCAUUAUAUUUAAUGUACUUGGACACAAAUGGGAACCAGGAGGUUGUUUCAGUCACACACAUGACUAGCAUACGUACUUAAAAUGUAUUUACAUAGUGGUAUUUAGAGAUAACGGGCUGUUUAGAGCUAGUCAUUUGGAUAUUUUAUGCAAAUUAAUCGUAGCAAAACAUGACAGAAAGGCUUUUAACAAUUAAUUUGUAUGUGUAUAUUGUAUAUUGUACAUUUGUAAGGUUGUAGUUUUUUAGCACACGAAAGAAUUGUGGAAUUUAGGGGAUGCUUUUGUAGAUUUAAUUUUUGUUGCAAAAUAUCACAAAAAACAAAACAAAAACAAAGCAUCACCGCAUUGCAUUGUAAGCUGUGAGUUUCUAAUUUUUAUAAUUAUAUCGCUAAAUUGUUAUCCAAGUUGUUAGGUAUUUACACACAUAAGGUUUUUUGCAGUUGCAUACAACAUCCAUACAUCAAAUAUUAUUAUUGUUAGUGUCUAAGACGAAUUUGUGCAAUAAAACGAAAAGGAACUUGUAAA